Messenger RNA from Vitis vinifera (wine grape), 2030 nucleotides. RefSeq names its product auxilin-related protein 1-like. NCBI's taxonomy places the organism in Eukaryota, Viridiplantae, Streptophyta, Magnoliopsida, Vitales, Vitaceae. The coding region runs from base 452 to 856 and encodes 134 amino acids. The transcript has 2 exons. The record is from RefSeq and is a predicted model, not a curated record.
GGUCACCAGCAGACAAAGCACAGGCGCCUGGCCAACUCUCUCUCUAAAAAAGACUUUCUCUCUCUAAAAACUCUUUCAGAUCUCUUCCUCCUCCAUGCUCCUCCCUCCCUAGCCACCAUCGCCACCACCGCCACCACAACCGCCUCCGUUCACUUUUUUUUUUUUAUCCCAAUUUUGCCCCCAACCAUCUCCAAAAUUUCCCAAAUUCACCAACCAUGAAUGACUUCUCAGGCCUCUUAGCGCCCGAUUUCGGAUACAAAUCCCAAUCCAAAUCGGCCCCAAUGUCCUCCUCCAAGCCCAGUUCCCGCGGACCCACCAGAUCGCCUUGGAACGCCGCUCCGGACUACUUCGAUUCGCUCUUCUCCUCCUCAUCAGAUGGCCGUGGAGCGCCAUCAUCAUUGAUCAAUUUCGAUUCGAUAUUUGGUGGGUCAUCUGGGUCGGGGUCAAAGCAAUGUCGUUGCUUGUUUACGAUAAGCCGGUAUACGAUUAUGAUAUUUUCGAUGGCGUGCCGGGGCUGAAUACCUCGGGUUCGGUGAACUAUGAUGUGUUUUCGACGGUUUCGGGAUCGAAGCAGAAGCAAAACGAUGCGUUUGAUGAUCUUUUUGGGGGUUUUGGGAGGAAGGAUCCGGAGCCGAAGAGAUCCGGAAAUGUCGAGGAUGUUGGGUCUGGAUUUGAUGAUUUGCUUCAUGGGUUUGGUCGGAUUAGUCCUCCAAGUAAUAGGCCGACAACGGACGUCAAUUGGGCACCAAAAUCAACUGUUAAUGCCACUAAAACAACCUCCAAUGUGAUUGAAGAUCCGUUUGUAGUACUUCAACCCCUACUCUUUCAUCCUCGACGUUGUUUAGUGAUCCAUUAGAGGAAAUUAGUAAGCUCAGUAAUUCUGGAAGUACCAGAGUUGAUGGUUCAUCUGCUGUUGGUGGGGGAGCAUUUAAUGAUUUAGAUCCCCUUGAUGGCCUUGGAAAAUUUGCAUUUCCAUCUGAGAUGAAUAAGAGGGGAAAGAAUAGGAGUCCUUCAAGCACAGAACCAACAAGUGAGACUCAAACUUUUGCUACUAAGGAACCAAUUGAAAAAUCCUCGGUUGAGGGUCAGGAUAGCCACUCUCAAAAGAAGAUGCCUGCUGAAAAUUAUUGGGAAUCUCUUCAAACCUUGUUUGACAUUCCUACAGUUUCCACAGAUUCUCAUAAAUCUUUCAGUCAGACGCCUUCUCCUCCUUCACAUGUAAAUGCUACUCCUAAUGAAACAAAUUCCCAGGGAGAGAUGUCUCCUAGAUCUAAAGAGAAUUAGUCUUCAUCUGAUGAUGUGUGGCUCACUGUAUCAGAUAUUCCUCUCUUUACACAACCCACCAGUGCUCCACCACCUUCAAGACCCCCGCUCCAAGACCAACUCAAGUUUCAAGGGCAGAAACAGGUUCUUUUGGUUCCAAUAAUGCAAGAAAGAAGGUUAAUGAGUUUUCUUCCUUUGCUAAUUCUUCUCAGUAUUCUCAAAGUCCUAAGUUGACCCGUGGGACAAUGAAGAGCUCGGCUGUGUCUCAAAUCGAUGAACUUGAAGAUUUUGCCAUGGGUAGGACUCGGAAUAAUGUUGAUGGCCAUGCAGAGGGUCUUUAUGGUGAUGAAUUUGAGACAAACUCGGUUGCUGCUGCAUCUACUGCUCCUAUGAAGGAGGCAAAGUGCAAAAGCUUCUAGAAGUAAAGAAGCUGGCCAGUUGGAUAGAGAUGAGAAAGCAAUGCAAGAUGCUCAGGAGAGAGCAAUCAGAGAAAAACAGGAGAGAUUAGAACGCGAGCAGCAAGAGAGGGAAAGAGAAGAGGAAGAGAGGGAGCAAAGGAGACUUGAGAGAGCAAGGGAAAUUGAGGGGAAAAGGGAGGAGAAAGAGAGAGAACAGAGGAGACUUGAGAAGGAGAGGGAGCGAGCAAGGGAGAUUGAGAGGGAAAGUUUGCCGCCAUUCUUUAUUUCUAUAUGCAAAACCUUCAACCAUUAGCCACAUGUUUUCAAAUCUUUUGCCUUUUCUCACUCCUCCGCAAUCUAAGAAAAUGG